AUGCUUAUGUUGACAGUUGGUUUGGUGCAAGACCCUUACCAGAUCAAAUCUUCCAAAAUCUACACCAUCAAAGCAUCCGCGUCGAAAUCAAGACAGCCCCACAAAAAAACCAAUAUAUAUGAAUCCUUCAUUUUGCCAAAUGUACUUCAACAGGCCCAAUUUGGCAUUUCCAAAUUUGUACACCGUUUAAUCUAUGGAACCAAGAGAUUUCAAGAAUUGUUUCCCGCUAUCAACAAUGUUCACCAUACUAUCAAUAACAAGAAAAGUAGUAGCAACAACAGCAGCAAUUUGCCUUCGUCGUUCCCCAGGAUUUGUGCUGUUGACGACUUAGAUUUAGGGUUUGAUGGUGAUGCAGCUAAUCAAAUUCAAAUCUUUGACAAUGUCAACUUUGGUGACUUUGACCAAGGUCAGUUGCAUCUCCAUCAUCAUGUGCAACACCCUUUUGACAAGAGUGGAUUUGAAGAUUUUCAUACUCCAAUCUUUCAACAACAACAGCAAUUGGGCUUGCAACAGCAACAGCAACAACAACAACAACAACAACAACAACAACACAACCACCACCAACACCAACACUUUCCUUUUCAUCCUCCACCAACCAACUUGCCUAUGUUUGAUGACUUUUUCGAAGCACACCAACAGCAUCAAGCCAAUUUCACCCAAAGACACUCUAAUUCUCCAUCGGGUUCAUUGAGCUCUAUUUCCAAUUACAACUUUAACGAGCAACCCCUUGAGAAGCAGCAUGAAGCAAAGUUUAACAAUAUCAAUGUUUUCGAAAUCAGCGACAAGUCUACUGAUGAUUUUGCAUCAAAGAACCAACAAAGAUUUAACAAUGGUCACCUUCAACACCAACACGUUCCUCCAUCGCCACCGCCAUUUUUUGAAGAUUUUGCUACUGGAGCAAUCAAUAUCGAGAACCAAACUGGUCAUGAGCAGCACAAUGUCGGCAGGUACAAUUCCUUGCCUCACACUGGCUCUUCAGUUUCAUCAAACGAAAGCUUUUUCAGCCCCUUGGAUGAUGAGAUUUUUGGUAAACUCCACAAGAGAUCAUCACCAAGAUUACCUAGCCAGAAACACGCACAAUCACAACCACACCAACCACAUCAACAUCAACAUCAACAUCAACAUCAACAACCACUUCACCAACAGCACAAUUUCCCAAUUUCAAGAAAGAGAAAGCUCGAUGAGUCUUCAGUUUCAUUAGCUUCUGAUUCCGACGUUCCAAUCUCACCCACCGAGAUUGUCGUCAAGAGCAAGCUUCUGAAGUUGAUGGAGAAGAAAACCAAAUUGCAGCAGCAGCUGCUGCUGGCCAGUAACAAGAAACUGAAGAUUUCACAAGCCAAGUUGUUGCCCUUGGAAGACCACACCAAGAUUGACAAGGUUGGCAAUAACGACAAGCCAAUCAUUACAUCUACAGUCACCAACAACACUACUGUGCGCAAAUUGUCCUACGCCAAGAAGAAUGGAACCAUGGACCACACUUUUGAAUGUCCUCACUGCGAAGCCAACUUUAAGGUGAAGGGUUACCUCACGCGUCAUCUCAAGAAACACUCCACAGCUAAAGCAUUUAGCUGCCCCUUUUACCAAGAGCAAGGUAGAUCAGGCACCAAAUGCCACCCUACUGGCGGGUUCAGCCGCAGAGACACUUUUAAAACACACCUCAAGGCGUUGCACUUUAUCUAUCCACCAGGCACAAAGUCCAAUGAGAGAAAUCAGUAUAGUGGAAGAUGCGCUGGAUGUUUCCAGUUUUUUGAGAAUAAUUUGCAAUGGUUGGAGACCCACAUUGAAGCUGGCGCAUGCCAGGGUACAGUAUGGGUAAAAGAGAGAUUGAGUCGCAAGUUGGAGGGUGUAGUCGCGGCGGAAUUGGAUGACUUUGACGACCUUGAUGACGAUGAGGAGGAAGAUGACGAACAACAUCAACAUCAACAUCAACAUGACGAAGUUGAAGUUUGUGAUUCCGAUAAAGAGUUGGCCCAUCAUGCAUCACACUACAUCAAGCUGGAAAUUCUUGAUUAA
This is a messenger RNA of Lodderomyces beijingensis, 2013 nucleotides long. The record is from the annotation of a GenBank genome assembly. Lineage: Eukaryota; Fungi; Ascomycota; Pichiomycetes; Serinales; Debaryomycetaceae.